AUGGCAUACGACCCCGUCGAACAAGCUGCACCCCUCGCUCCGCCGUUCGCUUCUAAGCACGCACAUACGGCAACAGUCUCUCUCGUUGCCUCUUCCAAGCAAAGUCCCACGACGGGCCUUCCGGAGGAUAGUGCGGCACUUAUGAAGUCGGACGAAAAGAAGACGUAUGGGAAUCCGGAAGCUCCAAGCUGGCGCGACCGGCUGGUUAGUGUCGACCACUUGGUUUCCGUGCGAGACGUCAAGGUAUCCUCUCCAAACUACAAAGCCAAGUAUCCGAGACAUCACGACUACGCCCGCUAUGUUCUGCCUGUCAGCGAGGCAGAUAUCAAAGAACAAGAUUGGAGAGGAAAACAUGCACCCGACUCUCCCUCUGAUAGUGAAUCUUCCGUUUCUUCGGGGACCACUUUGGCCCCUCCUGUUGCCUCACCCAAGGAGGGCGGCGACAACGUCGAAGCCGUACAACCUGAUGAGCAGCAACAAUUCCUCAGUAAGCUCCUGGAGGAGUUCCGCACGAUCAAAUCCUUCGCGCAUAAUCCCGGCGUGCCGAAGGGUGAGCUCAAGCUUCUGGAUGGCGAUGCCCUCGAUCAGCUUGAGAGUCGUCUCAGCGUCGAUGAUCAGGACACGCCAGACUCUUGGAUUCCGCGAUCUGCAUACCUGCGCCGUCUGACAGGAAAACAUCCUCUCAAUGCCGAGCCCGAUCUUUUGAAGCUGUAUGAAGGGGGUAUGAUUACCCCGACCAAACUCCACUUUGUCCGCAACCAUGCCGCGGUGCCGCAACUUCACUGGGAGACGCAUACGGUCUCCGUAUACUCUGACCCUCCUAACCUAUUGGUGAAGCCGAAGGAGUGGUCAAUGGACGAGCUCACGUCCGGCGAGUUCGAGGUCUUCGAAAUUCCCGUCACUCUGGGCUGCGACGGCAAUCGUCGCAGGGAAGUCAACAUGGUCAAGCGAACCGUUGGGUUCAACUGGACCGCAUCAGGAGUGUCUACCGCGGUGUGGCGCGGUGUUCCGGUGCGCGACGUUCUGCAGGCUUGCCGUCUUCGAGAGCCUCCCGUAGAGGAACGUUGGUACUUGCAUUUUGAGGGCGCCGAUCUGCCAUCCUCGGGACGUUAUGCGACCUCGAUACCGCUCAGCCAUGCUAUGGACCCUACCAACGACGUCAUGCUCGCGUUCGGCAUGAAUGGCCGCGUUCUGCAUCCUGAUCACGGCUAUCCAUUGCGUGUUAUUAUCCCUGGAUAUGUGGGCGGCCGCCAGAUCAAGUGGCUUAGCAAGAUCUGGGUCUCAAAGGAGCCCAAUAAAUCCCAUUACCACAUCUGGGACAACAAGGUGGUGCCAUCGUUCAUUGACUCGAAGUCUCAUCCUCUUGCGAAGACCUUUUUCGGAGACGAGAGCACGGCCUGCUGGGAGCAGAUUCUGCAGUCGAUUAUCUGCAAGCCGGCACAUGAAGAGGUCAUCGAAAUUCAGAAUCAAAGUGCCAUGGAGGGUAUGUAUACUGUUCAAGGAUUCGCGUUCAAUGGUGGCGGUGAUCGCAUCGAACGUGUCGAGCUCAGCCUCGAUGGCGGAAAGACUUGGCGAUGGUGCUUCCGACAUUUCUUGGAUGCGCCUCUAAGACAUGGCACGAAGUACUGGGCUUGGUUAUUCUGGUCAUGCGACGUGAAACUGAAGGAGCUAGUGAAUGCGUUGGAGAUCAUCGUGCGGGCUCAGGACAACAAGAAGAUGUACCAGCCGGAGCAUAUCACCUGGACAUUGACAGGCAUGAUGAAUAACUCGUGGUAUCGAGUCCGCCCCAACGUCACUAACCGCGACCCUAAAACGUCUAGCUGCACCGUUCGCUUCCAACAUCCCGUCGCUCCUUUGGAUGAGGAUGGCGGCUGGAUGGUGCCUUCGGAGGCUCCACGACUUGAUAGCCAUGACAGUCCUGCCCAUACGCUGCCGACGUUCUCGCUCGAUGAAAUAGCGAAACACGACAAGAUUAACGAUGCUUGGAUCAUCUUAGACAACAAAGUCUACGACGUUACCCCUGUCCUGUCGUGGCAUCCUGGCGGCCCGCGAUCCAUCCUCAUGUAUGCAGGCAAGGCUUCUAUCGCACCUUCAAUCGAGUACAAGAACAUCCACGACAACUUCGCCCACGGCAAGCGAGAUGAAUGCCUUCUCGGGGUACUAUCGGCCGAAGCCGUCAAGGUCAUGGAGCAAGAUGCUGCACGAGCGGCGAAGGAACUUCAGGAGCUCAAGGAGGCACGCAAGGGACUCGCGCUGCAACCUGAUGCUUUCACCGCCGCAAAGCUUGUGAAACGCGCCGACAUAUCGCAUGACUCAAGGCUAUAUACGUUCGAGCUUCCUCGACAGCGCGACGGCAGUCCGGGCAGACUUGGCCUUCCCGUGGGGCAGCAUGUUCAGAUUUCGCUGCACUUCAAGGAUCAAGCUGUCCAGCGCAGCUACACCCCCGUUCGGCCUGUUCUCCCUACCGAGGACGAUGGCACGUUCGACCUGCUCGUCAAGACAUACCUUCCGGUGGAGGGCGAGGCGUUUUCGCCCGGGGGUACUAUCUCAAACUACCUAGAUUGCAUGGAAGAAGGCGAGGAGAUCGAUAUCCGAGGACCGUCGGGCGGCAUCUGCUACCUCGGGCGCGGCAAGUUCAAGAUCCAGGGCACGACCUUCCACUUCGACAAGAUCAACCUCAUCGCCGGCGGGAGUGGCUUGACCCCGCACUGGCAGCUCAUUCACGCCAUCUUGUCAGACCCCGAGGACAAGACUCUGAUCUCCCUACUCGACAGUAACAAGACGUACGACGACAUCUGGAUGCGCGAUACCUUGCAGCAGUACUCCCAGAAGCACUCGACGCAGUUCAAGCUAUGGCACGUCCUCACAAGCCCGCCCAAGGGGUGGCAGUAUUCGACAGGGAGGGUCAGCAAGACUAUGCUGGAGGAGCAUAUCUACCCGUGCGGGAAGAGGGUUGCGACAUUUGUCUGUGGGCCCGAGGGUAUGAUUGACGAAGUGGUACUGCCAGCUUUGAAGGAGAUGGGAUUCGAGGAGGGUCAAUCGGCCUUUGUUUUCUGA
Trametes versicolor FP-101664 SS1 is the source of this 3057-nucleotide messenger RNA. RefSeq lists its product as uncharacterized. Lineage: Eukaryota; Fungi; Basidiomycota; Agaricomycetes; Polyporales; Polyporaceae. Gene Ontology annotation, molecular function: molybdenum ion binding; oxidoreductase activity. The record is from RefSeq and is a predicted model, not a curated record. The transcript has 27 exons. Bases 1 to 3057 code for a protein of 1018 amino acids.